This is a messenger RNA of Trypanosoma theileri, 480 nucleotides long. Its product is annotated as ribosomal protein L21E (60S). The coding region runs from base 1 to 480 and encodes 159 amino acids. The record is from RefSeq and is a predicted model, not a curated record. Lineage: Eukaryota; Euglenozoa; Kinetoplastea; Trypanosomatida; Trypanosomatidae. Gene Ontology annotation, biological process: translation. Gene Ontology annotation, cellular component: cytosolic large ribosomal subunit; ribosome. The transcript has a single exon. Gene Ontology annotation, molecular function: structural constituent of ribosome.
AUGGUUCACUCCUACGGUUACAAGUGUGGCACCCGCCACCUCUUCGCGAAGAAGUUCCGCAAGCACGGCGUGCCCUCCGUGAGCACCAUCCUCACAAACUUCAAGGUCGGCGACUACGUCGAUGUCGUGGCGGACUCCGCCGUGCGCGCUGGCAUGCCGCACAAGUACUACCACGGCCGCACAGGCAUCGUGUGGAACGUCACUCCCCGCGGUGUUGGCGUUAUUGUGAACAAGCCAGUCCGCAACCGCACCAUCCGCAAGCGCAUCUGCGUGCGCUUCGAGCACGUUCGCAAGUCACGUUGCCAGGAGGCGUUCAAGCAGAAGCAGAAGGACUUUGUUGCCUUCCAGGCUGCGAAGAAGGCGGGCAAGCCACUGCCAAAGGCCAAGAAGAGCAGCCGUAACGGUCAUAUUGUGCGCCCAAAGAACGUUGAGGUCCUUGCCCGUCGCACUGCUGACUACGAGGCAAUGAUCCCAUACUAG